Impatiens glandulifera is the source of this 653-nucleotide messenger RNA. RefSeq lists its product as uncharacterized. Gene Ontology annotation, cellular component: chloroplast thylakoid membrane. Bases 23 to 379 code for a protein of 118 amino acids. The record is from RefSeq and is a predicted model, not a curated record. The transcript is spliced from 2 exons. Lineage: Eukaryota; Viridiplantae; Streptophyta; Magnoliopsida; Ericales; Balsaminaceae.
AAACAUUUUUUCUUGGACAAAAAUGGCUUCAACUUCAAUAGCUUCUCUACAAUCACUUUCUUUCAUCUCAAACCGCAAUUCGACAUCGAAGAGUGGAAUGAUAAUCAAGAAGAGGCCAUUGACAAUGGUGGCUGCAACCGGAGAUGUGUCAUCUGACAGCACCGUCUAUCUUGUAGCGGGUGCAGCUUUGGUGGCUCUUGUCGGGACUGCUUUCCCAAUUCUUUUUUCUCGAAAGGACACUUGUCCUGAGUGCGAUGGGGCGGGAUUCGUUAGGCAGUCAGGGGGCACUCUUAGGGCGAAUGCAGCUCGGAAGGACCAGACUCAGAUCGUGUGUGCCCGUUGCAAUGGGCUGGGAAAGCUUAACCAAAUUGAUAAGUAGAAAAUGUGUAUAUGUAUAUUUGGUAAGUAUAAAUCUUGUUGUUGUUUGUAAUUCAUUGAAUGACUGAAAUGUUUUGAGGAGAUGAUAUGCCUAUCCAAUGAUCUAGGUUUGGCAUUGAUGUUCUUACUCCGUCAUAUCUUCAUAUGUCAAUGGGUGUUAAGACUCGUUCUAAGGUUUCUUUACAACCGAUCAUCACUAGAUGAAAGGUAAAUUAUCAAUUUGGAAAUGUAAAUGAUCUCGAGAGAGUUGUAUUGUUUCAUCAGAAGUGUUUUGA